AUGCCAUGCUUCAGCCUCACCGAGUCAAAAAAUUCAUGCCACCGGUCCACCUUCGCCCGAGCCGGCCUCCGGUCUGCAAUCACAGACAUCAAAGACGGCGGUACCACCAUGCACUGCUGGGUUCCGCAGUCCCCAAACCCGUCCAAGCGCAAUCUCCUCCUCAUCCACGGCCUCGGUGUCAACGCGAUGUGGCAAUUCGUUGACCUCCUCCGCCACGUCACCCCCCAUUUCAACGUCUACGUCCCCGACCUCCUCUUCUUCGGCGAGUCGUUCACGACCCGGCCGGACCGGUCCGAGUCGUUCCAGGCCGAGUGCGUGAUGCGGGUCAUGGAGGCCCACUCGGUGCGGAGGCUGAGCCUGUUGGGGCUGAGCUAUGGCGGGUUUGUGGGGUACAGCCUGGCGGCCAAGUACAAGGAGGCGGUGGAGAGGGUUGUGAUAUGCUGCGCCGCGGUGUGCUUGGAGGAGAAGGACAUCCGGGAAGGCGUGUUUCCGAUAUCGGAUUUGGACGAGGCUGCGAGCAUUUUGGUGCCGCAGACGCCGCAGAAGCUUAGGGAGUUGAUCAAGUACACUUUUUUCAAGCCGCCUCCUCUUGGGUUGAUCCCCUCUUGCUUGCUUAUGGAUUUCAUUGAGGCAAUGUACACUGAACAUAUGAAAGAGCAGAAAGAGUUGAUUAUGGCCGUUCCCAAAAACCGAAAACUUUCAGACCUUCCCAAGAUUCCACAGCCAACCCUUAUACUAUGGGGAGAGCAUGAUCAAGUAUUUCCGCUAGAAUUUGCUUACAAAUUAAAAAGGCACUUAGGGGAGAACGCUGAGCUUGUGGUGAUAAAGGAUGCAGGACAUGCAAUUAACGUACAAAAGCCCAAGGAGUACUACAACCACAUCAAGUCCUUCUUACUCGACAUGCAGCAGCCAUCGGCAAAUAAACAUCAACAACAUUCAAAACCACUUCAAUCACUGACAUGA
This is a messenger RNA of Prunus armeniaca (apricot), 963 nucleotides long. The record is from the annotation of a GenBank genome assembly. NCBI's taxonomy places the organism in Eukaryota, Viridiplantae, Streptophyta, Magnoliopsida, Rosales, Rosaceae.